AACUGGGCUAAUCCCUUCAAUUUGAUCUUGGCCUAAAUUUGGAUCCAUAGGUGUUUCAGCAGGUCUACACCCCAGAUUUCCGGUCUCCUUUAGCAAGUCUAAGAUAUAUUUUCGUUGAGAGAUGACAAUGCCAUCCUUAGAUCUCACUGUCUCCAUUCCUUAAAAAUAUCUCAAACUUCCCAAGUCUUUAAUUUCAAACUCAGUUGCAAGCAUCUUUUUCAAAUUAAGGAUCUCCCAUAGAUCAUUUCUAGUGAUGAUGAUGUCAUCUACAUAUACAAUCAGGAUUGCGGUUUUGUUGUUUGCAGAUUUCACAUAUAGAGUAUGAUCAGCUUGACAUUGAUGAUAACCACUUUUAAUCAGAACUUUGGCAAAUAUAUCAAACCAAGCACGAGGAGAUUGUUUUAAUCUGCAUAAAGACUUUCUCAACUUGCAUACCAAGUCUUUGUUAGACUCAUUUUCCAUUCCAGGAGGAACCUGCAUAUAAACUUUUCUUCGAGAUCACCAUUCAAAACGACAUUUUUGACAUCAACUUGAUGAAGGGGCCAAUCUUGAUUUACUACUAAAGAUAAAAGGACACGAACAGUGUUUAAUUUAGCAACAGGAGCAAAAGUCUCCUGAUAAUCGAUACCAUAUGAUUGAGUGAAGCUUUUAGCCACAAGUUUGCUUUGAAUCUUUCAACACUGCCAUCUAACUUGUAUUUAAUUGUGAAAAUCCAUUUGCACCCAACAGGGUUCUUUCCAAGAGGAAGUGUUGUGAGAGUCCACGUUCCAUUACUUUCAAGAGCUUUAAUUUCCUCACUUAUAGCCUUUUUCCACUUAGGAUCCUUAAGUUCAUCUUGGAUAUUGUGUGGAAUUUGAAUAUUGUCCAACUGCGACGAAUUUAAUUUUCCAUAUGCCACAUAUUUUUCAAUUGGAUGGCUAGUACAACUUCUAACACCUUUCCGUUAGAGUCUUGUAAGGUAGCCCCUUUCUUUCUCGAGUAAACAAUAGGAAUUCGACUUUGUGGGAUUAAAGGUUCAGAUUCAGAAACUCGUAAGACUUCAAGUUCAGAAGCAAUAAGUGGGAUUGACACGGGAUUAGGUAGCUCAUUCAGAGAAGGAGCUAAAACUUCGGAUAUGAUGUGAGUAAGAGGUAGGGGACAAGUAGGCUGAACUUCCCAUGGCUCAAAUUCUUGCACAUUCUCCCCUUGAAUUUGAGACUUGGUGAAAUAAGGUUGGUUUUCAAAGAAGGUAACAUCCAUUACAUUUUUCUAGUAAUUGGGGAAUUUGUGCCCCUUUUGAUGUGAUGAAUAACCUAGAAAAAUGCACUUAAUGGAUUUUGGAUCAAGUUUAGAUUGAUGGGGAGAAUGAUUGUGAACAAAGGAGGAACAUCUAAAAACUCGAAAGGGUAAUUGUGAAGAAAAGUUUUGUAGUUGGGAAUGAAUUGGAGGAAGACAUCUCGAGGAGAUUGGAAUUUGAGGACUCGACUAGGCAUUCGAUUUAUGAGAAAAGUUGCAGUAAGAAUGACUUCUCCCUAAAACAGAUUAGGAACAUUACUAGCAAUCAUAAGAGAAUGAGCGACCUCAAGGUGUCUAUUUUUCCUUUUGGCAAUCCCAUUUUGUUGAGGAGUGUCCACACAUGAACUAGUGUGAACUAUACUAUGAGAUGAAAGAAAUGACCUAAGAGUUGAACUGAAAUAGUUUCGAAUUAUUAUCUGUUCUAAGGACUUGAAUAUUACUUUGAAACUGAGUGGAGAUCAUAGAGUGAAAGGAUUGAAAAAUACUGGAUGUUUCGGAUUUGUCCUUCAUGAGAUAUGUCCAUGUUAGUCUAGUGUGGUCAUCAAUAAAAGUUAUGAACCAAUGUGCUCCAAAUAUUUUUUUUAACUCUAGAAGGCCCCCAAAUAUCACCGUGGAUCAAUGCAAAAUGUUUCGAAGAUUUGUAAGGCACACUUGGAUAAGGAUUUCUGGUAUGUUUAGAGAGUUGACAAACUUCGCACUGAAAGUGACUCUGUUUUUUAUUAAUGAACAGAUGAGGAAACAACCUUUCAAGAUACACAAAAUUUGGGUGACCGAGACGAAAAUGCCAUAACAUGACUUGAUUUUCACCAGACAAAGAUGUAGAACAAGAAGAGGACUCGGGAAUGAAACUAAUAGAAUUAGAAGAAGACUCACACAUGGGGUUGAAAGACGAACUUGGAUGAUGUUUUCCUUGAAAACGAUAGAGGCCACCUUGCUACUUAGCAAUGCCAAUCACCUUUCCCGAACCCAACUCUUGAAAUUCACACAAAUUCGAAGAAAAUUUAGAUAUACAAUUCAAGUCACUCGUAAGUUUGCUUAUCGACAUCAAGUUAUAGCUCAAUUUAGGAACAUAAAGAACAUUGGAAAGUAUAAGAUCAUUUCAUAAUUUUAUCGACCUUGUUCCUAUAACCUCAGAGAGAGAACCAUCUAUUAUUCAGACUGAGGAAUGGCCAAGAUGUGAUUUAAACUGAGGGAAAAUACUGAUGUCUCGGGUCAUGUGAUCUGACGCUCCAGAAUCUAGAAUCCAUAAUUUCUGUUUAUUGUGUUGUAUAGAGAAGUAAGGCAUGACAAAGUCCUGAUGAGCAAAAGUUAUAGAUGUAACAGUUUGCUUUGUCAUGUUGUGAGACACUGAUUAAUUGAGAUUGAGUGGCUCAAUUGAUGAGUUUGAACAAAAACCAAAGAAUACUCACAAAUAACGCAUUAUCAUCCCGAGCAUAUUUGGAAAAAAAAAAAAACAGAACUAAACUGCCUGAACCAAUUUCAUUUGAACCAAACCAACUGGUCUGAACCAAGUGGGGCUUAAAUGAACCAAACAAAGGCUUGACUGAACAGAAUUGGCCUUAGAUGAACCAAAUCGAUUUGGCUGAACCUGAACUAAUCUUGAACUGAAUGUGUGAAGAAAAACCUUCACUGCCCCGAUAUGAACAUGAUAGCGAUUGAAUUUGGUCAUCUGACGUGAGAUCUCUAAACAACGUACGACAAAGAACCCAUUGAAUCUCUAAACGACAAAAGCAGAGUGAGCAAAUUGAGUCCACAUAUGAUGAUCUGAGGAGCAAAGAACCCACGGAGAAUGUGAGAUCAUAUCUGGGCAAGGACCAACCAACAAAUGGCUGAUUUGGUUUAACGGAUCGUAGGCUUCUCGUUGUCUAUGAUGGAUCGCUGACGUGGGAUCGAGAUGAAUCGAAGCUGAAGAAAAACGAUGACAGUGGGUUAUGAGACGAAUUGGGUACGCGGAUCUGGGUGCACGGACCUAGGAGUGCGUGGACGAACGACUCUGGUAUGGUCAGCAACAAUGGCUAGGAUGUCCAGCAGUGGUAACUGCAACUUGAUGACGAUGGGUUCUGUGGAGGUGGUGGCAGAUCUGAUGACGGCGGCUAGGGUUUGUGCAGCGCUGGCGAUGACGGUGGUUGGACUAGGGUUAAGAGCUGCCCAAGUGGAUGAUAUAAUCUCAUAUGGGUGGUCAACGUUGGGGAAAACAAUUGUUUUUAAGAACCUAGAUGGAAGUCAUGGAUGUCACGGUUACGAGAACGUGACCUGUGCUCAUGGAAGAUAUCCAAGGGCUUACCGAGAAUGUGCUCUCAAAUGGAGAUGUAUAUUUUGGCAGUUUCAAAGAUAGUUUGCCACAUGGGAAGGGAAAGUACACGUGGUUUGAAGGAACAAUUUAUGAGGGUGAUUGGAAAGAUGGAAAAAUGACAGGUAAGGGAAAGAUUAUGUGGCCAUCAGGAGCAACAUAUGAGGGUGAUAUCUCGGGUGGUUAUCUUCAUGGUUUUGGCACCUUCCACUAUUCUGAUGGGUCUAUCUAUAAUGGAGCUUGGAGGAUGAAUAUUCACCAUGGGAUUGGACGAAAGCUAUAUGCUAAUUUAGACAUUUAUGAUGGUUCUUGGAAAGAAGGGAUACCUGAAGGUUGUGGUAGAUACUUCUGGAGUUCUGGAAAUUCUUAUAUUGGGAACUGGAAAGGUGGGCAAAUGUGUGGUAAAGGGAUUAUGAAAUGGGUAAAUGGCGAUCAUUUCAUUGGCUUUUGGCUGAAUGGUCUUCGACAUGGAUCUGGAGUCUAUUAUUUUGCUGAUGGUGCAUAUUACUUUGGAUCAUGGAGUAGGGGCCUCAAGGAUGGAAAAGGGACAUUUUAUCCAGCUGGUAGCAAACCACCAUCCAUGGAGAAGUGGCAUAACUUUCUUGGUUAUGAUAUUGAUGGAAAAGGUUUUGUAUCUCGUACGCUCUCACUAAAUUUAGAGAAAGAAAAGGCUCCAAGGCAUGGCCUUAAGCACAGUUUGUCAGAGAAGAUUUCCGUCACUGGAAUUUCAAGUGCUGGAGGACUAUCAAAUUGGCCUACAUCGAUGGAUGUGAAUUGGGGCUCAAGUUAUCCUACUCAAGAAGCAUCAGCUGAUGAUGAUUCUUGUGUGAUGUCCCAUGCUUCUGAUCAAGGUCAAAAUAAUGUACCAUAUAAUGAUAGAGUGGUUUAUGAGAGGGAGUACAUUCAAGGAGUUUUGAUACAAGAGAGGGUUAAGGACUAUGAAGAACUAUUGCACAAAAGUAUGGAACAAAAGAAAACUACUGUGAAAGAAGCAGCGAGGGUGUCAUGUGUUAACUUCUUUGAAAAUCAUCGGAGCUACUAUUUAAUGCUUAACUUGCAACUUGGUAUAAGGUACACUGUUGGUAAGAUUACACCAGUUCCUAUGCGUGAAGUUCGAGCUUCUGAUUUUGGAAAACGGGCUAGAAUAGUGAUGUACUUUCCUAGAAAGGGUUCUCAGUUUACACCUCCACACUAUUCUAUUGACUUCCAUUGGAAAGACUAUUGUCCUAUGGUCUUCAGGAAUUUGAGAGAGAUGUUCAAACUAAAUGCAGCAGAGUAUAUGAUGUCCUUAUGUGGCGAUAAUGGUCUAAGGGAGCUCUCGUCGCCCGGGAAAAGUGGAAGUAUCUUUUAUCUUUCUCAAGAUGAUAGAUUUGUGAUCAAGACUCUGAAGAAAUCUGAGUUGAAGGUUUUGCUCAAAAUGCUUCCUAAAUAUUAUGAUCAUGUAAAAGCACAUGAAAAUACUCUCAUAACAAAAUUUUUUGGUCUCCAUCGCAUAACAAUUAAUGGUCGGAGUAAGGUACGCUUUGUGGUCAUGGGAAACAUGUUCUGCACAGAAUUAAGAAUUCACCGUCGUUAUGAUCUGAAGGGCUCAACCCUCGGGAGAUAUACUCAUGGAGAUAAAUCUAAAGAUGGUAUAACAUUAAAGGAUCUCGAUUUGUCAUAUGAAUUCCAUAUGGACAAAUUGUUGCGACAAUCCCUUUUCAAACAAAUUUCCCUCGAUUGCAUGUUUUUGGAGUCUCUGCACAUAAUUGACUAUAGUCUACUGCUAGGAGUGCAUUUUCGAGCUCCUGAGAAACUGAAGGCUUUGUUGGAACCUCCUGCUACAGUUCAAAAUUCUGAAAAUUUACUCCAUGAUGAUGCAGGUGAAUCUUCAGAAAGUGAGCCAACGAUUCCUCCAAAGGGCCUAAUACUUGUAACACAUGAACCUAGCUCUGUAACCACUGCUCCAGGUCCUCACAUCAGAGGAAGACCAUUGAAGACAGACACAUUCGGUGACAGAGAAGUUGAUGUAUUACUGCCUGGCACAGCGAGAUUUCGUGUGCAGUUGGGAGUAAAUAUGCCUGCUCAAGCUAGUCACAAACUUCGUGAGGCUCAGUCAGGGUCUGCUGAAGUAGAACUUUUUGAGGUUUACGACGUAGUUCUUUACAUGGGGAUUAUAGAUAUACUGCAGGAGUACAAUGUGAAGAAGAAGCUAGAGCAUGCGUACAAGUCCUUAAGAUUCGACCCUCUUUCGAUAUCGGUUGUAGAACCUCAUUUGUAUGGCACAAGAUUCAAAAAUUUCUUGGAGAAGGUCUUUCAUGACUUACCAUGAAAAUGUAAGUAAACAGCUUGUAUUUGUAGUUUGUUUUCAGUUGUGCUGUCUCUUUCAUUUGUUUUCGUUGUGCUUAUUGUUUUCUGGGUUAGAUGAUACACUUCAGUUAGAUUUUAAAUAAAGGGUACAAAGAUCAUUCCAGUCA
This is a messenger RNA of Benincasa hispida (wax gourd), 6021 nucleotides long. RefSeq names its product phosphatidylinositol 4-phosphate 5-kinase 7-like. Gene Ontology annotation, cellular component: plasma membrane. The record is from RefSeq and is a predicted model, not a curated record. Gene Ontology annotation, biological process: phosphatidylinositol phosphate biosynthetic process. Gene Ontology annotation, molecular function: ATP binding; 1-phosphatidylinositol-4-phosphate 5-kinase activity. Lineage: Eukaryota; Viridiplantae; Streptophyta; Magnoliopsida; Cucurbitales; Cucurbitaceae.